GCAGCUUGGCCGAUGCCGCGGCGCGGGUGUGGGCUCUCUCCUUCAGGGUCCGAGGCGCCGUCCUUCCGGGUCCGAGGCGCCCUCCUUCGGCGUGUGGGUCGCCGCUGCUCCGAGGGACAUGGCGGCCCCCGAGCAGCCGCUGCCCCUGUCGAGAGGAUGCCUGAGCUCCGCGCUGUCCCCGCCGCGAGGCGACCGGACUCUGCUGGUGAGGCACCUGCCUGCGGAACUGACCGCCGAGGAGAAGGAGGACCUGCUCAAGUACUUCGGGGCGCAGUCGGUGCGUGUGCUGUCGGACAAGGGGCGCCUGAAACACACAGCUUUUGCUACUUUCCCUAAUGAAAAAGCAGCCAUAAAGGCACUGACAAGACUUCAUCAGCUGAAGCUUUUAGGUCAUACUUUAGUUGUGGAAUUUGCAAAAGAACAAGAUCGAGUUCACUCUCCAUGUCCCACUUUAGGCACUGAUAAAAAAAAAAGAUCUGAAGACACUGUGGAAGAAGAGAAAGAAAAGAAAGAAGUUGAUUGCUUAACGAUAGAGAAUGGAAUUGCACCAAACCAUGGGCUGACAUUUCCUCUGAAUUCAUGCCUCAAGUAUAUGUACCCACCACCUUCAAGCACAAUCCUAGCAAACAUAGUAAAUGCUUUGGCAAGCGUGCCUAAAUUCUAUGUACAGGUGCUUCAUCUUAUGAAUAAAAUGAAUUUGCCCACGCCUUUUGGACCAGUUACUGCACGACCUCCUAUGUAUGAAGACUAUAUGCCAUUGCAUGCACCUCUUCCACCCAUGUCUCCUCACCCACCUGAGGAACCUCCUUUGCCAGAUGACAAUGAGGAAUUAUCUAGUGAAGAAUCAGAAUAUGAAAGCAGUGAUGAUGAGGAUCGACAGAGAAUGAGCAAACUAAUGGAACUAGCCAACCUUCAGCCCAAAAGACCAAGAACCGUAAAGCAGCGCCACGUGAGAAAAAAACAAAAAAUAAAGGAUAUGCUGAGUGCACCUACAUCUGCUUCACACAGCAAUUUACAUCCAGUGCUGUUACCCUCAGAUGUAUUUGACCAACCACAACCUGUAGGUAGCAGGAAAAUUGAAUUCCAUAUAUCUACUGAUAUACCAGCAGCAUUUAAGAAAGAUUCUGAGAAGGAAGAAAAUUAUGAAGAAAAGAGUUGUGAUGUACCUGCUGCUGAAGUUGAUGCAGCUAAUAUAGGAUUUGGAAAAAUCUUCCCAAAGCCUAAUUUGAACAUCACGGAGGAAACUAAAGACGACUCUGAUGAAAUGCCAUCAGAAUGUAUUUCUAGAAAGGAGUUGGAAAAAGGCAGAAUUUCCAGAGAAGAAAUGGAAGCACUUUCAGUUUUCAGAAGUUAUGAACCUGGUGAACCAAACUGUAGAAUUUAUGUAAAGAAUUUAGCUAAACAUGUUCAAGAAAAGGACCUUAAAUUUAUUUUUGGAAGAUAUGUUGACUUUUCAUCAGAAGCACAACGAAUCAUGUUUGAUAUACGCUUGAUGAAAGAAGGUCGUAUGAAAGGUCAGGCUUUCAUUGGACUUCCAAAUGAGAAAGCAGCAGCAAAAGCCUUAAAGGAAGCUAAUGGAUAUGUUCUUUAUGGAAAACCCAUGGUGGUUCAAUUUGCUCGAUCUGCUAGACCAAAGCAAGAUUCUAAAGAAGGAAAAAGGAAAUGUUAAAAAUUAGUCAAGCAUUCCUGCGUAAAUACUGCUGUAAUACUCUCAUACAAAGUGUAUCCUUUCUUGUGGUAUCCUUUUUGGGGCAAGGUUUUUUUUUUUUUCCUAGUAUUGUUUUGUCCCUCUAUCCAUUGAUCUAGAUUAACAUUUUUUAAUACUUUAUUCAAGUAAAAUUUUUCUAAAAUUGUGUAAAUAGAGCACCUUUUUUGCUUUUUCUAGAUGUUAUUGAAUUGUUUAUGUAUUGACUUUUGUUUUUCUAUAAUUUUCAUACAAACUUAGUGAAUCAGGUCAACUUUGAAAAAUGUGUGCAUUUGCUGUAAUCAUGAUAAUCUUUCUUCUGUUUAAGGAUUUCCUAAACCUGAUUCAAAAGCAUCUGCUUUCUGUUAAUAUACAAUUUAGGUGUUUUACGUAAGGUGUCAAUUUUGGAGAAAAACAGCUGAAUUUUGUGAAUUCCGAAUGAGAGUAGCAUGUCACUUUUGAAGUUUAUCACUGAAAGCUCCUUUAACUGUACCAACUAGAAAUAUCUCUGCAGGUUUUGUAAACAACCCAAAAACUAGAAAGAAUAAAAAAACAGAGGGGUAAAAGACAGUAUUGACUUAAGAUAGCCCUUUAAAAAAAUGCUUCUGAUAGAUAAACAAAAACAGGGGCUUUCAAACCGGUUCGUCAUUGGAAUCACCCAGAAGAGCAGUCAGUAAGAAGCAAUAGAUACUGAUGCCUGAUUCUCACCUCCAGGUUUUGACUUAAUUUUUUCCCAGUAUAUGGCUGUUGGUGUGUUUUUCAAACCUGUCAAAAUGAUGCUAAUAUAACUUCCAAGGUUGAAAAUCCAUCAGAAAAGUGUAUUUGCACAGAAUAAUUCUUGGACUUUGUUUAUACUGACAUGCUUCACUAAUUUUCCAAGUAUGAAUGUUUGCAUUUAUUUUAAACUAAUGAAGUUUUGGGCUUAUGAUUACUUUUAAUUGAAUUUCUAUGUUUUUAGGUUUCUCUUGAAUUCCCUAUCUUCCAAGUGCUUUUCAGCUUGCGAAGAAAUUUGCCAG
Messenger RNA from Ochotona curzoniae (black-lipped pika), 2700 nucleotides. It is a transcript of the gene RNPC3, whose product is annotated as RNA binding region (RNP1, RRM) containing 3. Gene Ontology annotation, biological process: mRNA splicing, via spliceosome. The transcript is spliced from 15 exons. Gene Ontology annotation, molecular function: protein binding; U12 snRNA binding; pre-mRNA intronic binding. Gene Ontology annotation, cellular component: U12-type spliceosomal complex. The record is from RefSeq and is a predicted model, not a curated record. The coding region runs from base 119 to 1669 and encodes 516 amino acids. Lineage: Eukaryota; Metazoa; Chordata; Mammalia; Lagomorpha; Ochotonidae.